Messenger RNA from Cheilinus undulatus (humphead wrasse), 1882 nucleotides. It is a transcript of the gene irf10, whose product is annotated as interferon regulatory factor 10. Gene Ontology annotation, biological process: immune system process; regulation of transcription by RNA polymerase II. Gene Ontology annotation, molecular function: protein binding; RNA polymerase II cis-regulatory region sequence-specific DNA binding; DNA-binding transcription factor activity, RNA polymerase II-specific. The coding region runs from base 257 to 1507 and encodes 416 amino acids. Gene Ontology annotation, cellular component: nucleus. NCBI's taxonomy places the organism in Eukaryota, Metazoa, Chordata, Actinopteri, Labriformes, Labridae. The transcript has 8 exons. The record is from RefSeq and is a predicted model, not a curated record.
GGGAGAACUUCUGCAUUUGAGUGUAGGUCUGUCUAUCUCCGUCUUCUAGGAUUUGAACGAGAAUUUUAGGUAUAAAUAUAUGGAUUUGGUUAUUAUUAGGAUUUAAAGCACUUCAAACGCUAGAUUAAAAUGAAAUAUUGGUAUUUUAAGUGAAGUGGACGACGUGAUUAAUGCAUUCGUGCCCUCUGUGCACAUGUGUCUCCUGACGUUUGACGGAGAAGUUGUAUUCCUGUUUGACAAACUUGUGUGUUGAGAGAUGGAACCAGGAGCUAAGAUGCACAUGAAAGAAUGGCUGAUAGCCCAGAUAGAGAGUGGCAAAUAUGAAGGACUGUGCUGGGAGGAUGAAGACAGAACAAUGUUCAGGAUUCCGUGGAAGCACGCAGCCAAGAAAGACUACAAACAGACCACGGAUGCAGCUCUCUUUAAGGCCUGGGCUGUGUACAAGGGAAAGUACAGAGAGGGGAGGGACAGAGCCGACCCAACCAUGUGGAAGACCCGUCUUCGAUGUGCUCUAAACAAGAGCUCAGACUUUAAGGAAGUCCCUGAACGCAACCAGCUGGACAUCACUGAGCCUUACAAAGUCUACCUUAUUGUUCCCGAUGGAGGGCCAACCAAGCCAGCAGAGUCUCAGCUGACAAAGGAUGAAGUGAACAUCUCAGCAAAGAGGUCUCCAAGGCACCCUGGUUUCAUGGAAAAAAAGCUUCACCAUCAAAAUGAAUCAUUUCAAACAACAAAAGAAGAAGCAAAACUACUGACUGAUGAACUGAUGAGGGAGCACUUAUAUUGUGAGCUUGCAAGAAACAAACCUCAAAAUCAAGUCUCUGCUCAAAUAAACUUCCUUGGCCCUUCUUUGCCAAUAACAGACUUUCGUAUGCAGGUAAUUCUGUUGUACCACGGCCAGAGGGUGAUGAAAGUGACCACCAGGAGCCCAGAUGGGUGUUUCAUCCUGCAGGGCAGCGUCCCUGUGGGAAACGCGAAGAUCUACGGGCCCUGCACCGUGCAGCAGCUCUCCUUCCCCUCUCCGGCAUCCGCAUCCCUGCCCUCUUGUUUGGUUGAAGCAAUGAACCGCCUCCUUUGUCAUCUGGAGAGGGGGGUGCUAUUAUGGGUGGCUCCCGAUGGGGUCUUCAUCAAGCGGUUCUGCCAGGGCAGGGUGUACUGGAGCGGUCCAACGGCCCCGCACACAGACAGGCCAAACAAACUGGAGAGAGAAAAGACCUUUAAACUGCUUGAUACACCCACAUUUCUAAAUGAACUCCAGAGCUGUUUACAGGGGAAGGGGCCCACACCUUCAUAUGAGAUUGAGCUCUGCUUUGGCGAAGAGUAUCCAGACACAGGUGUACCUAAAAACAGGAAACUGAUCAUGGCUCAGGUUGUGCCCUUGUUUGCUGCGGAGUUGCUGAAGAGGUUCAACUUGGGAGAAAUCAAGGAGACACAGCUUACUCUUAGUGCCGACACACGGGGAGAAGAUGGGAGAGGUGUGGAGAGCAGUCCUGAAACAGGGGAAUGACGAACAACUUAGGAAAUGAUAGUUCUUUUUUGUCUUUGUCCUGACAAGAAAAUCUAAAAACAGAGCAAAAGAUACAAGGACUUGUCAGCUAAUAUGUUAAUAUUUAACACCUAAAGAAUAAAGCUGCAGUUUAGCUUUUAUUGCAGUGCUUUAGUAAAAGUUAAUCCCCUCUUUUUUACCUUAGAUUGAUGUUUAUUCCUGUUUCCCAUGUAGCAAGAAGAGCAAGUUCCUGUUUGAGCAAAAGGCUUGUUUGCACCUUUAAAACAUGCUAAUAACAUGCUUAUAAUGUACAACAAUAUCCUCCAAUCUAAUACCGAGCACAUUCAAAAAUUUAUCAUGUAGGCAAUUGAUAACACAUGGAGAAAAUAAAUUGAC